This is a messenger RNA of Closterium sp. NIES-65, 633 nucleotides long. The record is from the annotation of a GenBank genome assembly. Lineage: Eukaryota; Viridiplantae; Streptophyta; Zygnematophyceae; Desmidiales; Closteriaceae.
AUGGCAUGGCAUGGCCAUCCCUUCUUCCACUUCCCUCCUGACCCCUUCUUCCACUUCCCUCCUAACCCCUUCUUCCACUUCCCUCCUAACCCCUUCUUCCACUUCCCUCCUGACCCCUUCUUCCACUUCCCUCCUGACCCCUUCUUCCACUUCCCUCCUGACCCCUUCUUCCACUUCCCUCCUGACCCCUUCUUCCACUUCCCUCCUAACCCCUUCUUCCACUUCCCUCCUAACCCCUUCUUCCACUUCCCUCCUGACCCCUUCUUCCACUUCCCUCCUGACCCCUUCUUCCACUUCCCUCCUAACCCCUUCUUCCACUUCCCUCCUGACCCCUUCUUCCACUUCCCUCCUGACCCCUUCUUCCACUUCCCUCCUAAUCCCUUCUUCCACUUCCCUCCUAAUCCCUUCUUCCACUUCCCUCCUAACCCCUUCUUCCACUUCCCUCCUACCCCCUUCUUCCACUUCCCUCCUGACCCCUUCUUCCUUCUUCCACCUUCCCAUUCAGCAAGCGGGCUGACAGUGACAAAGGACACGCCCAGCAUGGCCGUUGCGAUUCGCUCUCUCCCCCAUCACGGAGGCAUCUAUGUACCUGCUUGCGCCCACGGCCAAAGUCAGCAAGGGGCCCAACAGUGA